Asparagus officinalis (garden asparagus) is the source of this 1383-nucleotide messenger RNA. RefSeq names its product BTB/POZ domain and ankyrin repeat-containing protein NPR5-like. The record is from RefSeq and is a predicted model, not a curated record. Gene Ontology annotation, biological process: plant organ development. Gene Ontology annotation, molecular function: protein binding. Lineage: Eukaryota; Viridiplantae; Streptophyta; Magnoliopsida; Asparagales; Asparagaceae.
CCGAACGUGAGAAACCGCCUCUCACUCCCCUGCUAAAUCCUCUCUCUAAACUCCCUCUCUGAUCUCAUCAAUGCAAUGGAGGAGACUCUAAACUCCCUCUCAACAGACUACCUUAACCUCCUCGUUGACGGCCAGGCAUUCUCCGACGUCACGCUGUCAGCGUCGAUGCGCCGCCCUCAUCCACCAGCCCACCCUGCGUCCUCGCAGCGCAGCCUCUUCUUCCACAAAUUCUUCUGCAGUCUGCAACGUGCCACAUUGCCUACACAGUACCCUACUACUAAUGCUUCAGUCGUUGGUGUCGUCCCCGUGAAUUCUGUGAGCUAUGACGUAUUCUUGCUAGUCCUGCAGUUUCUGUACAGCGGGCGGAUCUCUUUCGCGCCCUUGAAUCACGAGCAGUCAGCCGUCGACCUGGUCCUUGACGUGCUUAAUGCCGCGAGGUCCUUCGACGUCGAGCAACUCGUUAUGCUCGCACAGAAGGAGCUAGAGAGCAUCGUGGAAAAUGCCUCCAUUGAAGAUGUGACGAAGGUCCUCCUCGCCUCAAGAAAUCAAGAGCUGCACCAUCUGUGGACAACCUGCUUGCACCUUGUGGCCGACUCCGACCUUUCCCCAGAGAUCCUCACUAAAACCCUCCCCAUUGACGUCGUCGCCAACAUCGAAGACCUCCGAAUCAAAUCCUCCCUUGCCCACCAUUCCUCCCCCUUCCAUCAAACCAGCCACUAUCAAAUCCACCGCAUGCGUUGUGCCCUUGAUUCCUCAGACGUAGAGCUUGUCAAGCGGAUGGUAAUGACCGAAGGUCUCAACCUGGACGAUGCCCUCGCACUGCACUAUGCUGUUCAGCAUUGCAGCAGGGACGUCGUAAAGGCGCUGCUGGAGCUCGGCAUGGUCGAUGUCAACUGUGCCAACGGUCUAAGCGGGAAAACCCCGCUGCACGUGGCGGCAGGGAUGGUGAGCCCGGACAUGGUGUCCGUGCUUCUCGACCACCAUGCGGAUCCAACUGUCAAGACCCUCAACGGCAUGACUCCAGUUGACAUCCUUCGGUCGAUGAAUGCAGAUUUUUUGUUUGAGGGUGCAGUGCCACGGAUGAGGCACGUUGAGCGUAAUAAGGUGAGGUUUUGUCUUGAGCUCGUGCAGUCGGCGGCAAUGGUAAUGUCAAGAGAGGCAUCAGCCGCAGCCGCGCCGCCGAUGGCAAGGAGGGGAGAUGAUGAGAGUAGGGUUGUGAGCUUGAGCUUGGAUUCAAGAAUGGUACAGCUGAACUUGGGGAUGGAGUCCCAAUGCAGUGACACGUUCACUCAUCAUCAUUUACCCUAGUUGAGGCAUUGCAACUUAUACAAAUUGCAACUGUUUUUCUUCUUCUUACUUUGGACAUUGAUUAGCAUUGUUUAA